Messenger RNA from Penicillium odoratum, 192 nucleotides. RefSeq names its product 4F5 domain protein. Bases 1 to 192 code for a protein of 63 amino acids. The transcript has 3 exons. NCBI's taxonomy places the organism in Eukaryota, Fungi, Ascomycota, Eurotiomycetes, Eurotiales, Aspergillaceae. The record is from RefSeq and is a predicted model, not a curated record.
AUGACACGUGGUAACCAGCGGGAUAACGAUCGGGCUAAGGCCCAGAAGAAGGCCAAUGCUACAAAAGGGAAGAACACCCAGACUGGCUCCCAAUUCCAGAAGGCCAAGGAGGAUGCUGCCUCCAUUAUGCGCGAAAAGCAGCGCAAAGCCGACGAGAAAAAGGCUGCAGAAGCAGCCGGGCAAAAGAAAUGA